AUGCAACACCAACUUCAUAGCAUCGAAGGCGGCAACUUGACAUAUCGUUCGGCAUACAGCACCUUCAAAGAUGAAGUAUAUAGAACAUGCCCGUCUUUUAUACGUCGAGUCCGAAGUGCGCAUCAGCUUGCGGAAGGAGUUGAAGACAGCCCAAUUUACCUUGACGAUAUGAAGUUGAACAUGGACAGGUUGAAGCUCAUUCAGGACUCACAGAAGACGUGGCAAUCUCUUGCCGAAGUCUGUAUCUCGAAGGUCAAGAUGAACAUUCUUUCCACUAUCCUCAACCUUGUUCAGAUGCAUUUUGGGCGGUGGGAAAAUCUACACGCUCUCGUGAGAUCUGCUUUCUUCGAUUUUGUGGAGGAGUAUAUAACUGCCUGCCAAUAUUCUGUCGAGCUCUACCUGGAAGCCGAACGCAUGCCGUAUACUCAAAACAUCGACGAACUUCACGCUGCCAAGGACGAAUGGUUGUUAAGUCACGUAGAUCGCGCGGAAUGUAGAGUCGAUUACGCAUCCACAACACCACAAUCUGAGGAGGACUCCAUACAGAAACAGUACACAAAUAUUUGGCUGCCUUUACUUACCCCUGGAUGGACUAGUUGGUCGGAGGCGAGCCUCGACAGUCCGUACAUGAGGGAGUCGACUGUUAUGGCGGAAGUAUCCGCAUAUUUCGAAGCCUCUUGCUCGCGAGUUAUUGACGUUGUACCCAUGACGAUUGAGUUGAAGCUGAUUCAACGUGUGAUGCACGACAUACAGGCAUUGGAAAUUUUGCAGCGCAUGAAUUUGAGUGCGACCAUAGGGGACUAUACAACUUUCUGA
Molecule: messenger RNA, 816 nt
Organism: Stereum hirsutum FP-91666 SS1
Lineage: Eukaryota; Fungi; Basidiomycota; Agaricomycetes; Russulales; Stereaceae
Exons: 5
Coding region: 1-816 (271 amino acids)
Source: RefSeq, a predicted model, not a curated record